Knipowitschia caucasica is the source of this 426-nucleotide messenger RNA. Lineage: Eukaryota; Metazoa; Chordata; Actinopteri; Gobiiformes; Gobiidae. The record is from the annotation of a GenBank genome assembly.
AUGGCAAAUAACGAAGUUAUUCUACAAGAACUGAGAGCCUUUCGACUAGAAAUCAAAGAACAACUUGAGGGCAUCAAGGAAGAGCUGACUAGAGCGAAUAACAGGCUGGAAGAAGCUGAGGAGCGGAUUGAGAAAGCAGAGGAGAGAAUUCUCAACGUGGAGGAAGCUAUGACCGAGCUAGUGCAGCUAAACAUAAAGCUGGAGGAGAAGAUGGUGGAUAUGGAGAGCCGGUCAAGGAGAGAAAACGUCAGGAUUUAUGGUGUUCCAGAAUCGUCAGAGAAAGACUCUCCAUCAAUGAUUGCUUUUGUUGAGACACUACUGCGUGAAGGCUUGGAAUUGGACGGCGUGGACAUUAGCAUUGAACGAGCCCACCGCUCGCUAGGCCCCGCUUCUCCAAGACGCUCCGCCACGCUCUAUCGUGGUUAA